Liolophura sinensis is the source of this 1623-nucleotide messenger RNA. RefSeq names its product mesencephalic astrocyte-derived neurotrophic factor homolog. The record is from RefSeq and is a predicted model, not a curated record. Bases 316 to 876 code for a protein of 186 amino acids. The transcript has 4 exons. Gene Ontology annotation, biological process: neuron projection development; dopaminergic neuron differentiation. Lineage: Eukaryota; Metazoa; Mollusca; Polyplacophora; Chitonida; Chitonidae. Gene Ontology annotation, cellular component: endoplasmic reticulum.
AGUACACGUGUAAGAGACAGCUGAUGUGUGUUCUGUGAUGUUAUUCUUCAUACUUAAGAUUCGUGACGUGAAAACACGCAGGGUCUAUAGGGAAUAACACGUGUACUUUAUACCAAAUUGAAAGUAUUUAGUGGGACAAGCGCAUCAAAUAGAUCAACGCGAAUUUUAAAGUAGACAAAGUGUGAGCUGAAAGUUUCGUUGAGGAAGAAGGCGUGCUUGUGUACUUGUUAAAAAGUUACCGGUGGUACUUAUUAGUUGAGAUCUUUCCUGUCCAGUUGUCUUUUUAUCUUACCAGAAGAACUUCAAUAAGCCAGCAUGAAUCCAACGCACAUUUGCCUGGCCUUAGCGUCAGUAAUAUUGGGCAUAUUAUCCACAGUCACCGAGGCAAAACUGAAGGAAGGAGACUGUGAAGUUUGCCUGAGUGUAGUACAGAGAUUUUCUGACAGCCUGGAUUCGGAUAUCAAGUCCAAUGCAGACAAAAUAGAAAAACAAUUUAAAAAGUUUUGUAAAACAGUGAAAGGAAGAGAUGAGCGAUUUUGUUAUUAUCUUGGAGGCGUUGAUACAUCAGCAACAUACAUAGUGAAAGAGUUGGCUAAGCCGAUAAGCUGGGGGGCUCCAAAGGAACUUGUCUGUGAAAAGUUGAAGUCAAAAGAUCCAUCUAUUUGUGAUCUUAAAUAUGAAAAAUCUAUUGACUUGACAAAAGUGAACCUGAAGAAACUGAAGGUCAAAGAACUGAAGAAAAUUUUGUCAGACUGGGGUGAGGACAAUGCUUGCAAAGGAUGCGCAGAGAAAAGUGAUUUCAUCAAAGUAAUUGAAGACCUUAUGCCUAAGUAUGCUCCUGAAGCUGCAAAAUCUAGAAAAAAUGUAGAAUUAUGAGGAGGGUAUUUGUCUAGAUUGUAUAAAUUAAUUCAAUUUAAAUAGGUUACAUUUCAGUUUGGAAUCUAGAUCAGUCGGUUUUGCAGAGUUAAACCUGAGUUUAUAUCUAUGAAUAGUGUUUUCUUUCAUUUAUUUAUAUUUCAUCAAUCUAAUUUUGUACAAUAGUGUCUUCUCUUGUGAUCAUUUUAUGUCUGAAAUCAUUUUGCUGUUCGUAUAUUUUCAAAGGUUUUGUAACUUUUGUGUUUUCCGGCUGAUAUGGAAGCCCUGGUUUGACCUUAGUGCUGGCCAGAGCUGUUUUCCUUUGAUAUUUCCGGAAUGUAAACUUGUUUAACCAGGGUCUUGUGAAUAUGGCUGAUCUUUCAAAUGUACAUAUCUGUCAUUUGUACCCGUUUCAUCCUGUUCAUGUUAUUGUGCAUUUUGUGUCAUUGUUAGUUCAUUACAGAUUCAUCGGAAAUGAGAGAUUGUGUGUAACGUCAGUUUAUGUGACCACAAACUUUAUGGUUUAACACAAAGAGGUAGAUAUAUCACAAUUACUGUGCUGACUAGAACAACUUGAAUUGUGCUAUGUACAGUUGUAUACUAUCAUCUACACUUCUUUUCAACUCAAUAUUCCAUUUUAGAUGAGUAUGUUCGAAAUGAAUUGAAAUGGUUGAAUGUGAGAAUGCUGGGAUUUAAAAACUUGGUUGUAUAUAUUUUGUUGGGUGUGAUUUAGUUUUAUUGUUUAAAUAAAACCUUAAAAAUCAGGCA